Molecule: messenger RNA, 3436 nt
Organism: Dreissena polymorpha
Lineage: Eukaryota; Metazoa; Mollusca; Bivalvia; Myida; Dreissenidae
Product: nephrin-like
Exons: 15
Coding region: 11-3436 (1141 amino acids)
Biological process (GO): cell-cell adhesion
Cellular component (GO): cell-cell junction
Molecular function (GO): cell adhesion molecule binding
Source: RefSeq, a predicted model, not a curated record
GCGUGUUGAGAUGUGUUGUUUAAGAUUUAAAACUGUUUUGACGAGUAUAUGGAUUACUUGCUCAUUUGGUGUAUGCUCAGCAUUGACCGUCCUAAGUGGGAGUAACACAACUUUGUCAUGCGUUGAGACAGUCGGAGAUUAUCCAAGAUGGAAAGGACCUCCAAAUUUAGUGUAUAAUCUUCAAGGAAAACCUGCUUUUAACCUCAAUAUUGGUGAAGAUAAGUUAAACCGCCUUGAUUGGGCUAGCAACAAAAUUGAUCUACUGCUGUUUAAUGUGAAGAAAUCAGAUGAAGGAACAUAUUCAUGCAUAUAUGAUGGAGGUAAUGAAAUUCACCAAUCAUCAUUGGAUCUUUCAGUUGUAAUACAACCAUCUACGCCUGUUAUAUCUAAUACAGAGUCUGGUGAUAUCGUCCGAGGUUCAGAGGGGACAACUCUCACGUUGUCAUGUACAUCUCCGGGAGGAUACCCAGAGCAUACUGUGAACUGGUACAGAGGAACAACGUCUAACGCUGCGCUGCCAUCGGGAACUCCGUCUGUGACAGAGAGUAAUGGAUUGUACAAUGUGGUACGACAGGUUGCAUUCACUCCAACAGGUGCAGAUGAUGGAGUCUUAUACAUUUGUCAGACAUUUUAUCAAGGUUAUCCGCAAGCCUCACAAUCCAGCAGUGUACGCCUUCUGCUUAAUCUACAACCCUCGAAGCCAAAUGUGAUUCUUAUGGGGUCCCCUGUAGACGGAAGUGCUGAGUCAGAUAUUGCUACGUGCAGCACAGGAGGAUUCAGACCUAGUCACAUCUCCAUCAGCUGGACGUUUGGAAACGUGGAUACUGUUGCAGCUUCCAACCUGAACCCUGUGAACGUCUCCAACAAGUUUUCUGUCACAACCAACUACAAACGGGCAGUUGUCAGAGCAGACAAUGGAAAAGAAUUGACAUGCAGCGUAUCACAUCAAACUCUCUCUGCUGCGUUGUCUACUUCUGUAACAGUAAACAUUUUAUUUCGUCCCCUGAACGCAACUAUCAGUGGCAACCGUGAGAUUGUAGCAGAUGGUUUAAACCGGUUAACAUUGAUAUGCACCGCUGGAGAGUCUAACCCAGUCCCGGAUAUUGUCUGGUAUAAUGGGUCCUCACAGUUAGCCAAUGAUCGUCCUUAUAAUGACACAGCAGGGUUGCAGUGGAAUGGUAAGGUGAGAAGACAGGAGCUCUGGCUGAAUCCUACACGUUACAUGAAUGGAGAUAACAUCAGAUGUGAAGUGAGGAAUACAGUUUCCUCUGGUCCUGUCAUGUCUGGAAAUGCAACUCUUAAUCUCAGAUACCGACCUAUCGUCAGUGUUGAGCCUUCUUCAAGUUUAACUGUGAGAGAGGACCCCACAGCUACAGGAACGCUUACAUGCACUGUGGACAGCUCUCCUCCCGCCAACAUCUCAUGGUACCAUGGUAACCUACUUAUUUCAUCUGCCGUUCCAUCGGAUGGACGACUUGUACACACUAUCAAUCCAGUUACCAGACAGAGCUAUGGCACCUACACGUGUAAAGCUGAUAAUGCGAUUCCCUCAAAGGAUGAACAGGCAGUGACGUUAAAUGUGGAAUUUAGCCCUAACAGCACAGUAAUAGAUGGCAACAAGGUCAUCGUCGCGAACGGACAGAACACACUGACCUUGACCUGCACAGCCGGUAAUUCCAACCCGGUAUCUUCCAUACAUUGGACCUUUGCCUCUAUCAAUUCUACACAACCCUCGGUAUCAACUGAAUCCUCUUCAUAUGGAGGGAGAAUAGCGCGUAGUGUUGUUACCUUUACACCCAGUAGAAACGAUGAUGGGAAGAAUGUAUCAUGUAGGGCGAACAAUACACUCAACCGACCAUCGUCAUCAUCUGUCAUGUUGGAUCUCAAAUAUCGCCCAGAGAUUUACCCGAUACUGACCCAGUCCACUGUUGAAGGCAACUCACACACACUACCAUGUGCAGCUCAAAGUAAACCUCCUGCCACCUUCAGUUGGUACAGGAAGGGUGAAUUAAUCCACCAGACAUCUGGUACUAGUUCAUUUAAUCAGGGACCGUACACAAUCAACCGUGUUAACAGGUCUCAUGCAGGAAUAUACACUUGUAAAGCAGAUAACAACGUAUUGAACAAGGACGAACAAGAUGUCACAUUGACCGUGCAGUAUCCGCCUGAUAUCACAGUUGUUGUUCAGAACACAUCAAUUAUGACAAACGAAUCUCGGUUGAUUUGCAACGCCUCUGGAGUUCCUAAUACGUACACAUUCAAUUCUACAUGGUCACAGGAUUGGCCUGGGCACGGCAAGAUCAGGGACUGGGUUGGCAUUGAUGACACUCUUACACUGAACCAGCUGACUUACGCACAUUCUGGAAUGUACGCGUGCUCUGCUACAAAUGGUAUAAAGGUGUUUGGGACAGACCAACAGUACAUGCCAGGUUCUGGAUACCUGCUUGUUAAAGAUGUCCCAGUCAUCACAUCGCCAGAUGAGACAACUCCAAACAGGAUUGCAUCUGAAAUUAAUACAAAUGCAUCAAUUAUUCUUCAAGUUUAUUCGAACAGUGGGGAUGUGAAGGUUUCAGUAUUUAAAGUCUUGAAUGGCUCUAGAGGACAGACUUCCGUAGGAUCAGUAAACAUGUCUUCUACAUAUGUACACCUUCCUGUGUUUAACCGAAAAUUUCCAAUAGAAGGCACACUUAUCAAUAUUUCAAUCUUAAUGGAGCAAACAGAAGACUUUGGAUUGUAUGAAGCAAUAGUUUCCAAUGCGAUAGGAAACAGGGCCCUACGCAUCAAUGUUGAAGCUCAAGGUCCACCACAGCCACCACAUGAUGUUGUUAUAGAAGAAAUCAAUGACCAUUCCGCAGUAAUAUCCUGGAAACAUGGCUUUCAUGGUGGUUUUCCACAGACUUUUGUUAUACAAACCAGCUUUGAUGGAAACUCUUGGAAGAAUGCAACCACUGUUGAAGGAGAAAUGCUUAUGACUGUGCUUCGUAUUAACGCAACAAUAACUGGUCUUGAGCCAGCAACUCAGUAUUUCGUUAGAAUGUUCUCAUUCAACUCAAAAGGAGCAAGUACACUUUCGGAGAACAAAAACUUCACAACCUUCAAAGAACUGGAUAAAGUUUCAUCCGAAAGCAGUUCCAAAGCGGGGGUGAUUGCCGGAAGUAUUGUGGGAGGACUAGUUGGACUAUUUGUCGUUGUGAUGACUGUGGUUGCACUUAGAAAAUACGAACUCAUAUUUAAUUGUAAAUGCGUUCGUAAGCCGGAAUCCACCGAAAAAGUGCUGUAUGAGGCAUCGGCUGUUUUAGCGAUAAACAAUGUGGAAUAUGAGUCCCUUGGAAAUCGAAAUGAUAUACGACGCGACCAACCUGAGAUCAACACUAGGUAUAACGACAAUGCACUGGGGACAAAUGCGUACGAGAGUUUAGAUGCUAAUCAGAGGUAA